AUGGCUGCGUCAAAGAAAAGCGCGGUAGCACUAUGGCGAGGAAAGGAACUCCAAGACGCUGAACAAGACCUCCAGCGAUAUGAGCAGCUUUUCCACAGCCUCCUCUUAGAUCAUGUGUGCAGUCAGUCUCAAGCCGCUGAGGUCACCUCAUUGGAAUCUUUUCGCCAUCUCCACCGGGCUUUACAAAGCAUCAUCUCACAGCUGGUGGACGGCUCCACUGAGGUUUCAGAGCUGGUCACAGAUUUCUCCGAGAACCUGAGUGAUCGAGUUGCAGAUGAGCACGCAACGACCAGAACUGUCAUUGAAGGCCAUGUAACUUCAGCUGAGAAUACAAUUCGUCAGAGUAUGGCUCAGUCGAUCGAUCAACUUCGUCAGGAACUACUAGAGCGUGAGCAGAACAAGGCUUUCGAGAAACAGCACGAGCAAUUUCUGUCGAGUCUACGGUUUCCAGAAAUGAACGACAGAAAGAACCAUAUAUCAAACAACUAUCCUGGAACAUUUGAUUGGAUCUUCGAUCGACACGGCUCACUGCAUUCGGAUUGUGGCUCGUCAUGUGAAUCUGAUCUGUCAGACAUGGAUAGUCAACUAUCCGAAAAUACCCAGGAUAGCGAUGCCGAGACCACCGACGAGCCAGACUUUGACAGUUUUGCGGACUGGUUAGAAUCAGACUCGAAUGUCUUCUGGGUCAGUGGCAAGCCAGCCUCCGGCAAAAGCUCUCUUAUGAAAGUCCUUGCUUUCAACCAUCGAACAGUGGACCGUCUCAAAAUAUGGCAGUCCAAUGUACGCAUCCUUGCGCAUUUCUUCUGGAAGCCAGGUCAGCUGUUGCUACGAAAUGUGGAAGGCAUGGCUUUGUCACUCCUCUAUCAAGUCAUGGAUGGCAAGCCAGGCCUUUGUCGAAAGCUGUACACAGCCCAACCUUCUGUGCAGCACAAGAGAAGCCAUUCAGACUGGAGUCUCGACGAGCUGGCAGAAGCCCUAGUUUGGGCAUUGGAAGCUUCCCCCGAAGCUUUUUGCAUCUUCUUGGACGGCUUGGACGAGGCCAAAGAACUAGAACAUGUACCUUGGCCCGAUUGGACAAAUUCUCAAGUCAUUCACAAACUGCUGAAAGUGAAUGAUGUCAAGUUGUGUGCAUCCAGCAGAGAGGAGCAUGCUUUUUGCUCGUUUUUCAAAGAUGCACCCCGAAUAAGGAUACAACAGUUCAACAAUAGCGAUAUCACUCUUUUCGUCCGCGAACGGCUGGAUAUUUGUGGGCUUGAGUGCCGCGAUCGAGAUCAACUUGUAAAGGAGACUGUAGAAAGGGCUGAAGGCGUGUUCCUGUGGGUAACUCUUAUGGUAGGUCGUCUGAACCGGGCCAUCCGCCAACAUUACACAAGCAUCGAGAUGCUUCGAGAACUUCUUAGGCAGACCCCCUCGGAUUUGGCUAUGCUCUACACCGACAUGUGGGGUAGGAUUGGAGACGAUGCCAGACUACCGAGCAUUCAAAUAACUGCUUCUCGAUACUUCAAUCUCCUCAUUGUCGCUAGGGAAAUCGAUGAGUAUUUAUCGAACAACAGUCUUUACUGGCACCCAGCGCCAAUGCGCAUGUCUUCAUUGCUAGUCAUGGCAGCAGCUGCCCAGGAUCGGCGAAUGGAAGCAAUAUUGAGUACAGGCCGUGUGAUGACAGUUGAGGACCUGCUAGCCUUAAGUUCAAGAGCCGAGAAUGAACUGAAGUUAGCUUGCCGUGGCCUUCUUGAGGUAACCAGCGGUUACCAGAAUUCAUCAUAUCCUUGCAACGGAGACAAGCGACUAUGCAGAUACAACUCGACACAAGUCGAUUUCGUCCAUAGGAGUGCUUUCGACUUUCUAAUGGAUACAGAAGCCGGUCGUGAGUGCCUCCACGCCUGUGGCUCGUCUAAAAGUGAGCAAGCUACAAGGCUAGUCACCGCCCAUCUGAUCAGAGCUCGAUUCAUUCAUCUCAGGAAUCCCUUUCACCAUAUAUCAACGGACGCUCACCAGAAGCCACUCUACGGAAUUGACUUUUGCAAUAAUUAUUUACCGAUGGCCAUUGCUAUCUCUUUUAAUCCUCGCCUGUUCACAGAAGCCUAUCUCGGUUAUUCAGCGGCCAUAUAUGCCGUGCCUCUUGUCACUCCAGCUCAAACUGCCUCGAGCUUGAGUUCAUAG
Fusarium odoratissimum NRRL 54006 is the source of this 2160-nucleotide messenger RNA. RefSeq lists its product as uncharacterized. Bases 1 to 2160 code for a protein of 719 amino acids. The record is from RefSeq and is a predicted model, not a curated record. The transcript has 2 exons. Lineage: Eukaryota; Fungi; Ascomycota; Sordariomycetes; Hypocreales; Nectriaceae.